AAUAGAAUGGAACAUCAGCUGAUCUCAGGAAAUACUCCACUUUCAGCUGGACAUUGCAAGUGGCAGUAUCGAAUCUGUGUACACUUCUCGCUCGCUCAAUGAACAUAGUUGAGGAGAUGUGGGUGUGGCAAAUUACCUCCUUGGAUUGAAGUGACGGAAGGGCUGGCCUGAGAGGAAGCUGAGUUGAGGAGGGAUCUCUUCUGCUUUCGACUCGUAUUUUUUGAGGCGGAGAGUAAAGGAGAAACGAUGUGGAUGAUGAUAUGUUGAAGAACUGAUGAUGACCCCGACUCCUUAAGCUCGAUUACAGUCAUGAUAGGGUACGCAAGGAUGUACUGUCAGGUUAAUUUUGGUCUGCCAGUUGUGGGGAAGCCAUUCAAGCGCGGAAUUACAACAUUGCAUUCGUUCUCAUCUAUGACGAGGAUGGAUUCAUCAACUGUUACGCAUUUAUCUCAGUCAACAGCCGACAGUGAGCAAUCUACGACGUUAACGAACAGGUCCCUCGUGUGGAACGCGCGGUCGAAGAACUCUUUGCCAGACCGUGUUUUACUCUUAGAUGGCAAAGCUAUGGUAUACCGCGCUUACUAUAGAAUAACGUCCAGAGUAAGCAAGCAUUCGAUGAAAAGCGUUACUAGAGGAGACUCUGCGGAGAACUCGGGAUGGGAUUCGUCUCUGACAACUGUUGUUGCUCUGAAUGAGAUCUUGAAUUUGCUAGAGCUGGAUCCUUCUCAUGCCGCGGUCGUCUUUGAUUACCCAGGGCAAACAUUCAGGCACACCUUACUUCCAGAGUACAAAGGAAACCGCUCACCAACUCCCGAUACGGUGUGGGAUGCGGUGAACUUCACGAAGGCUGCACUACUUUCGAUGGGGGUUCAAGUUGUCGAGGUACCAGGCGUAGAAGCUGAUGACGUGAUCGCGACUCUUGCGUCUGAGGCUGUAGAAGCAGGGAUGAAGGUAAGGAUUGUAUCCCCCGACAAGGACUUCUUCCAGAUCCUCUCACCUCAAGUGCGGCUUCUGAGGUAUCUCCCUCAAGGAUCAGGUUUUGUGUCAUUCGGAGUGGAAGAGUUUGGCCAGAAAUUUCCAGGCUUGUUACCUUCUCAACACGUUGACAUGCAAGCUCUCGUCGGUGAUAGGGCUGACAACAUUCCAGGUGUGAAAGGUAUCGGAGAUGUUACUGCUAGGAAGUUGAUAAUCCAGUUUGGUACUUUGGAAAAUUUGCUGCGGGACCGUGGUUUAAUAACGCAGUCGCGAGCCCGAGCUACUCUACUUCUCGACACUGGAGAAGCUUUGUUAAGCAAAAAACUGUUGUUACUGAGAUUAGACGUGCCCGCCUUUGCAAUGCAAUGCUCAGUGCAAAGUCUACGUUGUAAGAAACCUAAGGAUGUCAGGGAGUACACAAAGCUUGUGGAGGCACUGGUAGAUCUUGUGGGUACAACUACAUCCGAUAAUCUGCUUGAGCGCACAGUCGAGUAUUGGAGAAGGUUGGAAACCCAAACGUAAGAUUCAGCAGGUUCUUCUUCGAGAAUCUUGUUAUCGUGAAGAUUUUGAAGUAAAGUCAGGAUGAGGGUGGACCGGUAGCUCAUGGCUUGUGAUGUUAAAAGACGUCUGUUGGUGCCCUAGUUAGUUCUAGGAGGCCAGCAACUUUCACAAAUCUGCAGACUCAGGAAUUGUAGAGCUGCCGAGGGUCUCCCUGGAAAUUGAGGUAGUCACAACGAGGAAUUUGAAGUGAGCUUGAUCGAUAUUGUGAUUCAGCUAACUGCGCAGCAUAUUUUUUUAUCAACAGUACAUUUCCAAGUCCAUCAUCUUCUUCUGCGUGCAAUGAUGAUUCUGAUGCCUCAUUGAACAAAUAAUAGUCUACCAAGCUUGUGCGCUGGGUGUUGCCCUCUCUGAUCGCAUCCCCGGACAAGGAAGCCAUUAUUCUUCCUUCACCGCGUCAAAGAAACGAGUGAUCG
This is a messenger RNA of Marchantia polymorpha subsp. ruderalis, 1949 nucleotides long. Lineage: Eukaryota; Viridiplantae; Streptophyta; Marchantiopsida; Marchantiales; Marchantiaceae. The record is from the annotation of a GenBank genome assembly.